AUUGGUCCAGCUGUCUUAGUGUGUGUGAAAAUUGUCUGCCACCGGUUACAUUUACUAAUGUUGUGAAUGUUUUAUCUAUCUAUUAUCGUAAUUUAAGAACUUUGCUGUUGUGUUUGUGUGGUGGAGAUUAAUGUGACUUGGUUAUAAUUUAAAACAAUGUUUUUGUGUAUUAAUGCAAGUGCUGCUUUUCUGCUGAUUCUGCUGAGCCUGUCAGGAUUCAGUGAUGGAGCCACAACUACAACUUCCUUCCUCUCGUCUUCGGAGAAGAGUCGGCUUCAUGACGUGUUCAGAAGUGCUCUCGAUCCAUUCUCUGACCUUGGCGCUGCAUACUACGCAGUGUUCGGCUUGAAGUUACAAGGGGCUUCAGUUCCCCAGAAUGACAACACUUUUUGUCAGUCCAUACUUGAAAAAAUGAAAAAAGACAAUUACGAGUCUGUAUUCUACUCAUCUGGAUUAUGGAAAGGUACAGGUUGCAAAGGACAACUGGACAACAAGGCACACAUUCGGCAACUGGUGGAAGACUUGAAGCAGGAUAAGCUGAGUGUGGUGGACAUGUAUUACGCUGUCAAGAGUGUUGUGGACUUUGGGGAAAAACUGGCAAACACACCUCAGAUCAUGAAGAACCUGCAGGCUGCACUCAAGAAAGACGAUAGCAUCUCAAGCCUUGGCCAUGCAUUCCACAUCGCAGCCGUGGUGGGUGGUGACGUGACACCAAUCUUCAACCGCAUUGAAGACGCAGUAGUCCAGGCUGACGAGGUGGACGGCAAGUUUCUGCAGUUUGAAGGAGGCCUCAGUAUCACUGGCCUAAUUGUGAGUGGAGCGUACAGACUAGCCAGUGUUGCCAACAAGCCCCCGCCUAUCUCCGCAGAACAAGCGGUGAAGUUCGCCAACUACUUUCUCAGCCGCAGAUCUGUCCAGACUGCCAAGGGGGCCUACUACCUGUUGGACGUCUUGAAAAUCUUUACUGACAAUAAGUACCACAUCCCUGUAGUGGUGAGCCUGUCGGGUCCUGGCGUGGUGUCCCAGGAACGACCCAAGGUGUCCGUCAAGGUGUCUAACCUGCUCGGCGAGUCUCUACCGUUCGGUGCAAUGUCCGUCACUGUCGAGUCGGCCACCAGGAGUGCUGACGAUGUUGUCGUCCUGUCCAAGAAGAAGUUUGAAUCUGGAACUGAUCCGUCUGUAUUCAGCGUGAACCUGAUGGAAGCUAAGCCUGAACCGGGUCUGUACAAGCUAUCGGUGAGUGCUCAGCCAGCGAAGACAGAGCCCAGACUGGUGGGCAACCUGGGCGUCGUCCUCCCACUCAGGGUCAUGUGCACCGUGGCAGUCGACAACUUCGAGAUCGGCGUGGGAGACUCGGACCAGACCACCCAGCCCAAGUUUGACAAGGUGUUGUUCCCCUCGAAGCUGGGUCACGUGCUGGAAGUGGACUCUCAGCAGAAGUUGGUGGCCAGAUUUGUGUUGAGAGACAAGGCCAGCAACAAGCCUCUCACCGUCCACCAGGCCUUCUUGCGUUUUGAACACAAGGCCUCCAACCGUGAGAUCCUGUUCGUAGCUGAUCAAGACCCCAACACCCUGGGUUACCGGUUUGAUCUGGACAUCGGAGGCAAGGCACAAGAGUUCGGACAGUUGUCCGGAGUGUACUCUCUGCACCUCAUCGUGGGGGAUGUGAUUCUCUCCAACUCCUUCUCGUGGCUGUUGGCUGAUGUAAGGCUGAAACUGGCUCUGGACGCGUCUCAGACUCCCACCGCCACCACCAUUUAUCAGCCAAAGCCUGAGAUUAAGCAUUUAUUCAGAGAGCCGGAAAGACGUCCUCCUGUUGCUUUUUCUACAUUUUUCACUGGUCUCGUUGCCGUUCCUUUCCUCAUACUUCUAAUUUUGUGGGCUAAGCUCGGAGUGAACAUCUCAAACUUCCCAUUCUCAUUGUCAGCCCUUGGGUUCCACCUCGGUCUGGGAGCGAUCUUCACCCUGUUCGGGUUCUUCUGGCUGCAACUGAACAUGUUCCAGACCCUGAAGUACCUGAUGGGGCUCGGCGUCGUCACCUUCCUCUGUGGCAACCAACUGCUGGCGAGGAUCGCAGCAAAUCGCAAGAAACAGAGCCACUAACGUCAGUCAUUCCACCUCACUGUUCUUGCAUCAAGAAUACUGAUCCUGUUCAGCGGAAAUAUCACACACUCUUGUUCUGUUUCAGUCGGGUUAAUGUUACGUAGGAGAAGUGAAUUUGCAUUUAGUCUUUUCCAUUGUGUCCGUUAUAGUUUUUCUUUAGCAUUGAAUUAAUUUUUUCGAUAUCACCAGAAUUUGUAAGGUUCAAUCUUAACUUUGUAUUUGAAGACUGAGAUUAUUACUCUAUAGUUUUAAUUUUAAGGUGAACACAUAGAUAUGUAGUGAAUAUUGAUGAAUAAAAUAUUUAUUGUCAAGUUUAAUUGCAACAUUUGGUGGGAUGCAGAUUGUGAGUAUUUUUUACUGUUAUCAAUAUUCUCAGGGUGAAUGAGUUAGUGUGAAUACAUUUUCUAAGAUAAAAUAAAUGAGAUAACAAAAACCGUA
Messenger RNA from Homalodisca vitripennis (glassy-winged sharpshooter), 2541 nucleotides. RefSeq names its product dolichyl-diphosphooligosaccharide--protein glycosyltransferase subunit 2 (gene OstDelta). The transcript has 13 exons. Bases 157 to 2103 code for a protein of 648 amino acids. NCBI's taxonomy places the organism in Eukaryota, Metazoa, Arthropoda, Insecta, Hemiptera, Cicadellidae. The record is from RefSeq and is a predicted model, not a curated record. Gene Ontology annotation, cellular component: membrane; oligosaccharyltransferase complex. Gene Ontology annotation, biological process: protein N-linked glycosylation.